AUGUCGCUCAUUGAUGUUUACGUCAAAUUACCGUCUGGUAGAACAUCAGUUCAGAAUCUUCAGCCGACAGAUCUGGUGGAGAAAAUCUACAAGAAUGUUGCGGGAGAGGAAGGUGUUGGGAUCGAAAGAGUACGCAUCAAAUACACGGGCAAAGUUCUCAAGAAAUCGGACACCAUCGGUUACAAGGGAAUCUGCCGGGAAACCGUCUUGAAAGGGGAGAUCAUUUUCCCCAAAGAGAUGACAGUUAUCAUCAAGGAUCCUUCAGGUGAAAGCUCCAUGAUAACUGUCACCAAUGUAGAUCCCAUUCUGAAGCUGAAGCGAGAAAUCUGUGGCAAAUUGGGACACCCAACUUCACAGCAAUCUCUACUGUACGGAGGUCGUUUGUUGACACCGGACACCCAGUCACUGAUGGAUGCUGGGGUAACACCUGAGGCUGUAAUUAACCUCAAAGUAACAGACCCAACAGCGACAUUUGGAUGGAGUCCGUCUGUCAAAAGAAAGAAGCCUCCGGAGGGAAUUACUGACGCAGUUCUGAGCAGUUUUAACUCGGCGGGACGCCCAGUAGAGGUUGUGUUUUCCUUUGACACUACGGGCAGUAUGUACUCCUGUCUUACUGAGGUUCGUACCAAGCUGCGGCAGGCUUGCACCAGGUUGUUACGGGACAUCCCGAACAUCCGUAUAGGAGUGAUAGCGCAUGGGGACUAUUGUGAUCAACGCUCUCAGUACGUCCUUCGCUCGGUGGAUCUGACAAGGGAUGUAGACAGCCUGUGUGCAUUCGUAAACGACGUGCCAUCCACGGGUGGAGGGGACACUCCUGAAUGCUAUGAGUGGGUCCUCCGGAAAGCACAGACCUUAGAUUGGUCAGAUGAAGCUGCUAAAGCCUUGGUUGUCAUUGGUGACUGUGAGCCCCACCCCCCAGGCUACACGGACCAGGGAAUUAACUGGCACCAGGAAUUGGAUGUCCUCGUGGGUAUGGAUGUCAAGGUGUACGGAGUUCAAGCUCAGAACCAGUCCGGCGUGAAGGAGUUUUAUGAGGAGAUGGCAGACAGAAGUGCUGGAUGCUACAUCAACUUCAAACAUUUCAACCUUAUCACAGAUAUGUUUUUGGCAGUGUGUUACAAGGAGUCGAGUGCAGAACAGCUUGAGGCCUUCUGUGAAGAGGUGCGAGAAGAUGGCAGAAUGACAGAGGAAAAAGAAGCCAUGUUCUCACAGCUAGAGAACACAACUCCGCAGAGAAAACAGAGCACUGGGCAGGGUGUUCGUUAUGUGGCCGCGCCCUGGUGGGACCCUCAGUUAGAUACCAGCAAGAGACCUCAAUACAAGUACACUGUGCAGACUGACUUGUGGGACACUUACACCAGCCCGCUGUCCUCCGUUACUCUACGUGGCAUGUGCCCAUCUCCCGUUCACAGUCCACAUACACGUAGUAAGAGCCACAAGAAGAAGAAGACAGGCUGUGAAGUGAUGUGAUGAGAGCAAGCAGAAUUUAUUAUCUUCAUCGUCUUCGUCAUCUU
Molecule: messenger RNA, 1514 nt
Organism: Liolophura sinensis
Lineage: Eukaryota; Metazoa; Mollusca; Polyplacophora; Chitonida; Chitonidae
Molecular function (GO): protein binding
Source: RefSeq, a predicted model, not a curated record